This is a messenger RNA of Aspergillus luchuensis, 1416 nucleotides long. RefSeq lists its product as uncharacterized. The record is from RefSeq and is a predicted model, not a curated record. NCBI's taxonomy places the organism in Eukaryota, Fungi, Ascomycota, Eurotiomycetes, Eurotiales, Aspergillaceae. The coding region runs from base 1 to 1416 and encodes 471 amino acids. The transcript has 2 exons.
AUGGCUAAGCUGGGCCGCGAUCAUGCCUACUUCUUUGCUAAUGUCGUAAGCCUGCAUGAUAUGCUCAGACGUCUGGCAGUAAAACUGGAUAUUGAUGUUACCAGGGGACCGCAGAAUACGCCUCCUUCAAAAAUGCAAAUUGUCCUCUUUCUGAAGGUCCUUUCAAAGGCCACGUAUGAGGAUAUGCUGCAGAGAAUUAGGAACCUGAAUGACGUCCUCAGAACAUUGUUAGACCAGUCUGCACAGCUGGAGGCGAGUCGGCAGAAGCGCAGUCCGUGGCGACGACUGCUCCCUCGAUUUCAAGAAGCACGAAAGAACGCAGAGGGUCUAUUCAGAGCCAUUGUCGGUAGUUCCAACUGGAGCUGUCGGUGCCAGAGCUCCCACAGCGCCCAUCUGCAGCUCCAAUCCAACCCCUUCGCCGAGACCCCGAAAGUGGGCAAGACAGCAACCUACCGGAUAACCUUUUCCAAUUCAGACAACGGUACAAAGAAUUCGUGGACAUGUAGGGAGGUCGAAUUUGAGCCGUACACAUUUGAUCAACCUUUGGCACCAGUCACCAACCAUGCCCUACCGACAUACAGGUCAAACCAACAAAAGCCGCAAAAGCCUAAGGUUCGCUUCAAAACAGUCGAAGUGGAUUUUUUUGAGUCAAAGGAGAAGUCUUGCAAUGUUCCUCCCAUCGCAGACUUCUGUACUGUACUGUGUCGCGGUGGGGCUCACACACAACCGCCGACACAGGCCGUGGGCUUCAUUGCCGAUCAAGUGAGCUCGAAUGUUCGGUACAAUAUGUACUUCAUCAAAUGCUACCCAGAGCCCAUCCGGCUUCAAACACUGCAGCAAACAUUGCCAAAUAGUAGUAGACGCCAUCGGCUGUAUAUCGCCGCCGGUCUUGCGUGCGGAGUGCUCCAAUACCACGGCAACUGGUUGAAGAAAUACUGGGACAGUUCUGACAUCCAAUUACCUGCAGAUGAUGGUGACGACGACGAUGCAACCGAUGACGUUUUACCAAGCGAUCUCUACCUCCCCUGGUCUCUAAACUCCCAGAAUUCUCCAUCAGCACCCACGGAUAUCAAAUAUACGCAACAAUCCCCACUCGUCCGCAAUCAAGUUCUCUUCCCACUCGGCAUAGCUCUGACCGAACUCUCCCUGGGAAAAUCUAUCACCUCUCUCCGACGACCCCAGGAUGAGCAAGGAAACGAAGACUCAACCCGGUUCAUCACGGCAUUCCGCGUCCUCAACAGAGUGCAGCAGGAAAGUGGCUCAAACUAUAGAGACGCCGUACAUAACUGUCUUUGCUGGCUGGAGGUAGAUUCGCCUUGUUUGGAUGAUGAGAAGUUCCAGGGUCGUGUGUUUAAUGCUGUCGUUGCUCCGUUACUUAGGGACUUGGCGCACUUUGAGGGAGUAGGUGCGCUAUGA